This is a messenger RNA of Ochlerotatus camptorhynchus, 1281 nucleotides long. RefSeq names its product putative cyclin-dependent serine/threonine-protein kinase DDB_G0272797/DDB_G0274007. The transcript is spliced from 5 exons. NCBI's taxonomy places the organism in Eukaryota, Metazoa, Arthropoda, Insecta, Diptera, Culicidae. The annotation marks the transcript as partial. The record is from RefSeq and is a predicted model, not a curated record.
UUUCAGACCGUGUACCACAAAAUCAACUACGUCGCCCCGAACGCCGCCCUCAAGGUGGCCACAUUCGCUGCUCCGGCCCAUUAUGAGUACGCUGCCGCCGGUCCCGCUCUGUCCAAGUACAACUAUGCCGCAGCGAUUCCACAGUAUCAACAGUACGCACACUACCCGCAGCAGACUUUCCAGCUCUUCCAGCAUCACCAUCAGGCUCCGGCAGGGGCUACAAUCAUCACAAAUGCGGCAAUCCACCCGUACUCGCAGCAUCAUCAGCAGCAAGCAACAAUCUACGCCGGUCACCAGCCGACCGCUGUCCAUUAUACGCUGACUCAACCGGCUGUGCAGCAUAAUUAUCCGCAUCAAUCGGACGGGCAGACUCAGGCUCUGGCCGGGACCAUCCACUACCAGCAGCACCAGCACCCGCAGCAAACCUUCGUCGGAGUUCAGCCAUCGGUUCCGGUCGUCCAUCAGGCGCCAAUAGCCGCCAUCAAUCAGGUGAUUGCGACCCAGGCACAACUGGCCAAGUACCCAGUCCCGACGGCGGCCGCCCCGAUCUACGCAUCCAACUCGCAACUGCAGAACCAGCUCUACCACCAACAAACGGCCAAUUACGCAUCAUACCCGGUUCAUCUGGCAGCCAAACAAUAUCUGCCAACCGUCGUAGCACCCACCAUAGCCACCCCCACUCACAUUAAACAGCUGAUCCCGGUGACGACCGCUUCGACCACCCACCACCACGGCAAAGGCAUCAGUUAUUCCUCAUUCACCCAGCAGGCAAAUCCUGCCGCUCUAGCUCACCUGCAAAACCACGCUCCCUACUACAACACCGCCGGAGCCCACUACUACCAACAACAACAGCAACAGCAACAACAACAACAACAGCAACAGCAACAACAACAACAACAACAACAGCAACAGCAACAACAACAACAACAACAGAUACACCAAUACCAAAAUCAGCAAGCCCAGCCACAGUCACCUGCGCGUUUCCAAAUCUAUUCUACGGUGGCGACCCCAUUGCAAAAGCCAUCGAUCCUGUACGCCCAAUCGGGAGCCAUCUACGCCACGGCAGCCUCUCCUCUGUACCAUCAACAGCAGCAAUCCCAGCAACAACAACAUCAACAUCAACAACAACAACAACAACAGGCCCAACAAUCGUCCCCGAUCCACUACGGUUCCCAUCUGUAUCAUCCGCAACCACCUUUGCAAUCGUACGCCCCCCUAGCCAAACUCGCCUACACUCCGGGAGCUGCCUCGCUGCAGAAAGGCUUCUAUCCGUUUCAGUGA